Xyrauchen texanus (razorback sucker) is the source of this 4201-nucleotide messenger RNA. Its product is annotated as kinesin light chain 1-like. Gene Ontology annotation, cellular component: kinesin complex; cytoplasm; membrane-bounded organelle. Bases 173 to 2029 code for a protein of 618 amino acids. Lineage: Eukaryota; Metazoa; Chordata; Actinopteri; Cypriniformes; Catostomidae. Gene Ontology annotation, biological process: microtubule-based movement. Gene Ontology annotation, molecular function: kinesin binding. The record is from RefSeq and is a predicted model, not a curated record. The transcript has 16 exons.
CGCAGUAAAGGCGCAGUAUUGGUCCAGGGCUGGGUGCUUUUGGCCUAAUGUGGUGUUGUCCUGGAUAUUUGACGUGUUUUUUCUCAGAAUUUGGGCUUGAUUAUAUACGUUACCGUACGUCAGUGCUCUGGUCGGAGCUGUUAUCGUAAGGCUUCUUGAGCUCCAGCAGAGCAUGUCCACCAUGGUGUACCCUCAUGAGGAGAGACUAGAGAAGCUGACACAGGAAGAGAUCAUCUCCAGCACUAAAUUAGUCAUCCAGGGUCUGGAAGCUCUGAAGAGUGAGCACAACUCAAUACUGCAUAGUCUGAUGGAGACCAUCCAGUGCUUGAAGAAGGAUGAGGAAGCCAGCUCGGUUCAUGAAAAGUCCAACCUCCUCCGCAAGUCUGUGGAAAUGAUCGAGCUGGGGCUGGGCGAGGCGCAGGUGAUGAUGGCUCUCUCAAACCACUUGAAUGCGGUGGAGUCGGAGAAACAAAAGUUGCGUGCUCAAGUGCGGCGGCUGUGUCAGGAGAACCAGUGGCUGCGAGACGAGUUGGCAAACACACAGCAGAAACUGCAGAAUAGCGAGCAGAACGUCGCACAGCUGGAAGAGGAGAAGAAACAUCUGGAGUUUAUGAACCAGCUCAAGAAAUAUGACGAUGGCAUCUCGCCUGUUGAAGAGAAAAAUGGAGAGACUCCAAAAGAUUCUCUUGAUGAUCUGUUUCCCAAUGAUGAAGACUACCAGGGCCCACACCAGCACAACAGUGCUGCAGUUGCAGCCGCGCAACAGGGCGGGUACGAGAUCCCUGUCCGACUCCGAACACUCCACAACCUAGUGAUACAAUACGCAUCUCAGGGCCGGUACGAGGUGGCUGUCCCGCUGUGCAAACAGGCUCUGGAGGAUCUUGAGAAAACCUCCGGACAUGACCAUCCGGAUGUAGCCACUAUGCUCAACAUCCUGGCCCUGGUCUACAGGGACCAGAAUAAAUACAAGGAAGCGGCUCAUCUCCUUAAUGAUGCCCUGUCAAUCAGAGAAAAGACCCUGGGCAAAGAUCAUCCAGCUGUGGCAGCCACCCUCAAUAACCUUGCAGUACUGUAUGGGAAAAGAGGAAAAUACAAAGAAGCAGAACCAUUGUGCAAGAGAGCGCUGGAGAUCAGAGAGAUGGUGCUGGGGCGGGAUCAUCCAGACGUGGCCAAGCAGCUGAAUAAUUUAGCACUGCUGUGUCAGAAUCAGGGGAAGUAUGAUGAGGUGGAGUAUUAUUACUGCAGAGCUUUAGAUAUCUACGAGAAAAGACUCGGACCUGACGAUCACAAUGUCGCAAAGACCAAGAACAACCUGGCGUCGUGCUAUCUGAAACAGGGCAAGUACAAGGAAGCAGAGAUCCUGUACAAAGAGAUUUUGACACGUGCCCAUGAGAAAGAGUUUGGAUCUGUUGAUGCUGACAAUAAACCCAUCUGGAUGCACGCUGAGGAGAGAGAAGAGAGCAAAGGAAAGCUGUCGGAGGGCAAUCAUUAUGGAGAAUACGGCAGCUGGUAUAAAGCCUGCAGGGUGAACAGUCCCACAGUAAACACCACACUGAGGAAUCUGGGCACUCUGUACCGUAAGCAGGGGAAAUUGGAGGCGGCCGAGACUCUAGAGGAGUGUGCCAUGAGAUCUCGCAGACAGGGAGUGUCGGUGGACCCUCAGAGAGAUGGAGAAAGGCGGAGGAGCACUGUAUCCUUGUCCAGUGUGAAGUACGACUGCAACAGUGAUGCCGGAGAUGAAGGCAGUGUGGAGUGGAAUGGGGAUGGAACGCUUAGGAGAAGCGGCUCUUUUGGAAAACUCAGGGAAGUUCUGCGCAGAAGCAGUGAGAUGCUGGUAAAGAAAAUCCAAGGAACGAUGCCACCAGAACCUCGCAACACCAACAUGAAGCGAGCAGCAUCACUCGGUUACCUAAACAGGAAUGGAGACGACAACGAAUCGUUUCAGGGUUCGGUGACAAGCAGGACUUUCAGAAACAGCAGACCUCUGAGCUCAAGCACAGUGGAGCUUUACAAGAGCACAGACCAAUGAAAACAACACAUCAAACACAUUUACCUCUGGAAAAUUUAACAGAGUAGUAUAUAUUGGUUUAUGUGUUUUUAAUGAUAAAUGGUUGGCUUUUCUUCUACAGUAAGUUUACAUUCUCUGUUGCACUCAUAUAAAUCAUGCAUGUUUUUCUUUCGUAAAGGAAUAGUUCAGCCGAAAUUGAAAAUUCUAUCAUCAUUUAUUCACCAUUAUGUCGUUCCAAACACAUAUGACUUUUUAGCAGAAUGUUCACUCUGCUCUGCUCCAUACAACUCUGAAAUGGACAAAAGGUAUCAUUAAAAUAGUCCAUACGAUUUGUGUACUAUACAUUUUCUCCAACGCCAUUGGUCCUCACUAGGGUUCAGAACCAAGAACCAGUUCUUAUUCAGAAUUGAUUCUUUUUUUAUUAUUAUUAUUGUUUACUGCCUAUGCAAAAAAUCUUUUUUUGCUUUUUUUUAGCUUUUUUUUAUUACAUGCAAAUUAGUUUUCGCUGCAAAUGUUUGCCAGAACUUUGCAGCUCUUUGCCGGUAGUGGCGAACCUACUGCAAACUUUUGCCAACAAUGGACAAUUUUCCGCAAGUUUUCCGCAAAGCUCAUUUGCAUGUCAAAAUGAUCAGUGGCGAAUUUGCAGCAAAUUUGCCAUGAACUCUCGAUUUUCAUAAGGGUGAUUCUCAAACGAAUGACUCUUAUGAGUCUGUUCUUUUGAUUCUACACCAUAAAACAUACAGUGCGACCAGUGUAGUGGCUGAAGCUGGAACUAGAGUUGUGACGACUGGCAGAUUAAUCGCACCAUGAAUUCAGCAAAAAUAGGUUGAACGCUCUGCUCCUUAAAUCGAUCUGUGCUUGCCGAAAUUCAAAUUACUGUCUCAGUGGCCGAAGCUAGAAGUGUUGAAGAGAUGAAAUGUCCGCAAAGUGGUGACAAAAUCUAGUUGUACUUUUAAUUUUAAAUGAUGUACAGUCAACAGGAAUGCAUAUUUUAUUAACCAUACACCCCAACCUUAAGCCUACCCAUCAGUGGAGAAUUUUUUUUAUUUUAAAGCAAAAAUGUAUCCUCCAAAUUGCGCUCACCAUUGUCUGUCAAUGUGAUCAGUUCCUGGUUCCCCCAGGACCAGAACCUGUGUCUCAGAGGUUGCUAAUGCAAUACUCUAUCAAUUGUGCCACAGUGAAAGGUGAACACAUUUCAAUUAAUGCAUAAAUGUCUGAUGGGGAUGGCUUUUGUCAGUUAUUCAGCAUUAUGGGGUUUAUUUCAGGGUACAUGAUCUUUUGGAAGUAACAUGUUGCCAAUAUGAUGUUGGCGUAAGAACUUACUUUGAAUGGUGUGACGUGAAAAACACAGUGUCCGAUUGUCGGCAACAUUUUACAUUAAAAUACAAAAUGUAUUAUCUGGGAUUUGACAUCAUAGGAGCAGCAAUGGCGUUUACCGUGCCAUGAACAUUCGCCACAAAGUGUCGCUUGUCCAGAAACCGGCACAUUGGAUCCGAAUAUGGGUAGCAAAACAUUCAACCGAUUUCCUGAGUAUAUUAUCCAAUGAGUUAUUUUAACCCCAGUGGGAAAGACCAGAAAUCUACCUGCCUCAUUCUGUCAGGUAUUAAAUAUCUCAUUGACACAUAUUUAGCAGUGAAAUUUGACCUCACAUGACCUACAAUCCAAAAGAAAGCAAGCGGAGAAGUGUCAUUGAGCAGAGCCCUAGAGAGGUAUCCUGUUUAUGCCAGUCUAUGGGAAAAUAUUUGUUUUUAAUUCAGUUGCUCAUUCGUUUUGUUAUGAAUAUGACCUAUGUUAUAGAUGUUGCCCCUAAGAUAGUAUAUCUGUAACUGCACAUUAAAAACAUUUUCAUUGCAAAUUUAUAUUACACAUUAAAAUGUUGCAUAUGUAAUCUGUAUAUAUGGAAUUUACAUGUGCAGGUUUAUAUAUUUUUUACUACAAAAGCCAUUUGUGAGCUUGCCAUUUUCCACAGUGUAUGGUUUCAAUGUUGUGUUCAAUUGUAUUAUUGAGAAGCCUGUAUCAAUGUUAAAUGAAUUUAAUUUAUGUUCAAGAAAAAGCAAAUUAUCCUGUCUAGAGUUUCACAAAAUCAUCUCAUGCUCCAGUGUCCAUGGACUCCUCAUGGUUCAAAUUUAUGUCUUUUUGUUUCUGAAUAUGAGAGCAUCUUUUUGUCUAAUUAAAGUCUCUUGCUGGGCAAAA